Molecule: messenger RNA, 1146 nt
Organism: Henningerozyma blattae CBS 6284
Lineage: Eukaryota; Fungi; Ascomycota; Saccharomycetes; Saccharomycetales; Saccharomycetaceae
Gene: REH1
Product: Reh1p
Exons: 1
Coding region: 1-1146 (381 amino acids)
Biological process (GO): ribosomal large subunit biogenesis
Cellular component (GO): preribosome, large subunit precursor
Source: RefSeq, a predicted model, not a curated record
AUGAAUAACCAAAUAUUUACAUGCAAUUCAUGUGGUACUCAAUUUAAGUCAAGCGAUUCACAGAGAUACCAUAUGAAAACUGAAUGGCAUCGGUACAAUUUAAAGAGAAGGGUAGCACAUUUAAGCCCAAUUUCAGCAGAUGAUUUUGCAGAGAAGGCGCAACUUUCAGAACUAGAGCAAGCCAAGCAUCAGGUUGAUGAAUUUGGCUUUCCAGUUUUAAAGCCCCUGAAUUCAGUAGAUGAUGUAAAUCACUCUCAUAAACAUCAUCGCAAGAGCUCUAAGUAUAGAGGUAGAAAAAUUAUUGAUGAGUUAGAUUCUGAAGAUAGCGCAGAUGAUGAAACUGAGCAACAAAGAUCAUCUUCUCCAACCCUCUCUAUUUCCUCUAAAAUGUCAGAGCUGUCUGUAGGAAGCCAAGAUACUAAUACUGAUUAUGGAGAAGAUACACAAUCUGAAUACGGCUUUACCACUGAUUCAAAUUAUGAAACUAGUGAAUUUGAUGAAGAUGAAAGCUCUGAUGAAGAUAACAAAGAGCAUUCUUUAAACUAUUCAAGAAUAAAUGAGUGCAUAUUCUGUGGUGUUGAUAAUAAAGAAAUAGAAAAAAAUGUGAAACAUAUGUUCAAUAAACAUGGACUUUAUAUUCCUGAAAGAUCAUACUUAGUAAAUUUACCAGGAUUAUUAGAAUUCCUAAUAGAGGUUAUUAUAGUUGAAUUUUUAUGUCCCUGCUGUAAUUUCCAAGGCUCUAGCGUUGAAAGUAUUAGAAGUCACUUAGAUUCAAAACGCCAUUGUAGUAUGCCAUACGAAACAGCUCGUCAACGUGCUGUAUUUUCUGAGUUUUACGAUUAUAGCUCUCUAGAAGAACAACCAAUAAAGCCUAAAAUUUCUACACAACAAAAAAAAUCAAUUCGUUUUGCAGAAAACUCUUCAACUUCUAGUACUAGUAGGCCGCAAACACCUAAUAGAAAUACUCAGAGACCUGUUACUGCCACCAGUGAUAGAAGACUAGCCGGUGGUAUUACUGAAAAACAAUUUACAAAGACUUUAAAGAAAAUGCAACAAUUAGAAAAGAGAGCUAUUGAUGAGCAGCUCCGUCGUAAUGUCAAAAGAAUGAAUUUCCAACUUCAUUACAGGGAUGAGUUGCUUCAGUAA